Dissoconium aciculare CBS 342.82 is the source of this 700-nucleotide messenger RNA. RefSeq lists its product as uncharacterized. The record is from RefSeq and is a predicted model, not a curated record. Lineage: Eukaryota; Fungi; Ascomycota; Dothideomycetes; Mycosphaerellales; Dissoconiaceae. Bases 95 to 475 code for a protein of 126 amino acids. The transcript is spliced from 3 exons.
GCUCGAUGAUCCGCUCCAAUUUGUAGAUUUCAUUCCUCCAAAGCAUCACCUUCGACAUACCGAUCUUUGCCUGUCACAAUCAACCACCACCAAAAUGCAGUUCACAACCCUUUUCCUCAGCCUGCUCGUCGGCUCCGUCGCCGCCCAGAGCGUGUGCUACGACAACUUUGACUGCCUCCUCAACGGUGGUGGCUCAUGUGUCAAGCCUGCUGGCAAGAUUCUCGGUACUUGCUCCGGCAAGGUUACCACCACCGCUAAGACCACCGCAAAGACCACCGCGAAGACCACUGUCGUCCCUGUUCCCUCAUCGGCCGCCGUCUCCCGCGCUCCCACCACCGUCAAGACCGCCACUGCCAAGACCACCACCGCCGCCGCUCCCUCUGCCACUGGCUCAGUCUGCUUUGACGACGGUGACUGCCUCCUCAAGGGCGGCAAGUGCGUCAAGACCGGUCUCCUCGGCAAAUGCUCCAAGUAAAUUUAGAUUGGCCGUGGAUGCAUCAUGGCGGUGUGAUGAGAUUGAGGAAACUCCACGAAGCUUGAAAGAGCUGUGUCUUAUGUGCUCAUGAUUUACGCUGGAUAUCUUGCUCGACAGUCACCGUGUCUACAGACUAGGCAUGGACUGUGAUAUUUUAUAUACCCCAUCUUACAUUACAAAAGAGCUUUGGCCAUGGGUUUGAAGAAACGAACUUUUUGUGCUUCC